AUGUCCCCUAUUGAUAUCAACAUUGACUACUUUACCCCAAUGAUUUGCCACUGCAAAGUUGCAUGCACCAACAGCACUUUGUCGUUGAUGUUUGGAUGCAAGAAAUAUCGUUAUCAAGAUGAGGAUACUCCUCCACACGACCAUUCAUUACCUCGAUUAACCCAUGAUGGGAAGGGUCCUGAGUUAGUUCAUGUAUCAGAAAAGAACCUAUCUCAAAUAGAAAAUGUCCAUGGGUAUGUGAUGCAAUCACAUAUAUCCCCGCUCAAGGUAAGAUUCUUGCUCUGUAUUUUUAAAGGUCCUCAUCCAGUUAUAAAAAGACAGUCUCCAUCUGAGCCUAGCCUAAUUUUAAGCAAUCCCUUGCCCCAGCCGGCCCUAAGCCAACAAGCCAGUCCUGCACCAAUAAUUGUGAAUACUGAUACUUUGGAUACUAUUCCUUACAUCAAUGGAACAGAAAUUGAAUAUGAAUUUGAAGAGAUUACUUUGGAACGGGGUAAUUCAGGCCUGGGAUUUAGCAUUGCGGGAGGCAUAGAUAAUCCUCAUGUAGGAGACGACCCAGGAAUAUUUAUCACCAAGAUUAUUCCAGGAGGAGCAGCUGCUGAAGAUGGAAGACUAAGAGUCAACGACUGUAUCCUUCGAGUGAAUGAAGUUGAUGUAUCAGAAGUCUCACAUAGCCGAGCAGUGGAAGCUCUCAAAGAGGCAGGUUCUAUUGUUCGACUCUAUGUUCGUAGGAGAAGACCCAUCCUUGAAUCUGUUGUAGAAAUUAAACUAUUCAAAGGACCAAAAGGUUUAGGCUUCAGUAUUGCAGGAGGAGUCGGAAAUCAACAUAUCCCUGGAGAUAAUAGCAUUUAUGUAACUAAAAUUAUUGAUGGAGGAGCAGCACAAAAGGAUGGAAGGUUACAAGUUGGGGACAGACUACUAAUGGUCAAUAAUUACAGUUUAGAAGAAGUUACACAUGAAGAAGCAGUUGCAAUUUUGAAGAAUACAUCAGAUGUAGUUUACUUAAAAGUCGGGAAACCAACAACAAUAUAUAUGACAGAUCCUUAUGGCCCUCCUGAUAUCACACACUCAUAUUCUCCACCUUUGGAAAGUCACAUGCUGAGCUCUGCCAACAAUGGGACUCUGGAGUACAAGAGUACUUUACCACCAGUAUCACCGGGAAGAUAUUCUCCAAUUUCAAAGCACAUGCUUGUAGAGGAUGACUACACCAGGGAACCUCGAAAAGUUAUUUUGCACAAAGGGUCCACAGGGCUGGGUUUUAAUAUUGUUGGAGGAGAAGAUGGAGAAGGAAUUUUCAUCUCAUUCAUCCUCGCAGGAGGACCAGCAGAUCUGAGUGGAGAGCUGCAAAGAGGGGACCAGAUCUUAUCUGUUAACGGCAUUGACCUUCGGGGCGCUACACAUGAGCAAGCUGCUAUCGCCCUCAAGGGUGCAGGUCUGACUGUAACAAUUGUAGCACAAUACCAGCCAGAAGAGUACGCUCGAUUUGAAGCAAAAAUCCAUGAUCUACGUGAGCAGAUGAUGAAUCACAGUAUGAGUUCUGGAUCUGGAUCGCUUAGAACCAACCAAAAGCGAUCACUCUAUGUAAGAGCUAUGUUUGACUAUGACAAAAGCAAAGACAGUGGCUUACCGAGUCAAGGCCUCAGCUUUAAGUAUGGAGACAUUCUGCACGUGAUCAAUGCUUCAGACGAUGAAUGGUGGCAAGCGCGGCAAGUCACACAGGAGGGAGACAGCGAGGAGAUGGGUGUAAUACCCAGUAAACGAAGGGUUGAAAGGAAGGAAAGAGCUCGUUUAAAGACAGUCAAAUUUAACUCAAGGCCAGGACUGAUUGAUUCCAAAGGGUCAUUCAAUGACAAGCGUAAAAAGAACCUCAUCUUUUCACGAAAAUUUCCAUUCUACAAGAACAAGGAGCAGAGUGAGCAAGAUACAAGUGACCCGGAACGAGGGCAGGAAGAUUGUAUUUUGUCAUAUGAACCUGUCACUCGACAAGAAAUUAAUUAUACCAGACCUGUUAUUAUUCUGGGUCCAAUGAAGGACAGGGUUAAUGAUGACCUAAUAUCUGAAUUCCCUGACAAAUUUGGUUCAUGCGUACCACAUACUACCAGACCAAAAAGAGACUACGAAGUUGAUGGAAGAGACUAUCAUUUUGUUGUAUCAAGAGAGCAAAUGGAAAAAGAUAUCCAAGAACACAAAUUUAUAGAAGCCGGGCAAUACAAUGAUAAUUUAUAUGGGACUAGCGUACAAUCAGUAAAGUUUGUGGCUGAAAGAGGGAAGCACUGUAUACUAGACGUGUCAGGAAACGCUAUCAAGCGAUUACAAGUAGCACAACUGUACCCUAUAGCUAUUUUCAUUAAACCAAAAUCUGCAGAGUCAUUAAUGGAAAUCAGUAAACGUCUAACAGAAGAGCAAGCAAAGAAAACUUUUGAUCGAGCACUCAAAUUAGAACAAGAAUUUGGAGAAUUUUUUACAGCUAUCGUUCAAGGAGACACAUUGGAAGACAUAUAUAACUCAUGCAAAAUGGUUAUUGAAGAACAGUCUGGGCCUUUUAUCUGGAUUCCUUCCAAGGAGAAGUUAUAA
Molecule: messenger RNA, 2571 nt
Organism: Bombina bombina (fire-bellied toad)
Lineage: Eukaryota; Metazoa; Chordata; Amphibia; Anura; Bombinatoridae
Gene: DLG2
Product: discs large MAGUK scaffold protein 2
Biological process (GO): chemical synaptic transmission
Cellular component (GO): postsynaptic density membrane; neuromuscular junction; neuron projection
Molecular function (GO): kinase binding
Source: RefSeq, a predicted model, not a curated record